AAGUAAAGAAGUCUCACGAAAACCCUGAGGCGUAGACAAACGAAAAUGUAGUCACCGAAAUAGAUCAAGUGCAUUCUAUACCGGUGAAAAAGUGUUUUUUCUAUUACCUUUCUGGAUUUUGCAGUACGUCAACCAUACGGAUCGAUUUCCGUGCGAGAGAGAAAUGGAUAGAUAACGGAUCAUUUUAACAACAACCAUCAAAGGACUUUACAGUCUCGAUUUCUCGCUGUUGUGUACAAGGAACACGUUCAUACUGCACGCGGUCACAAGGUUGUUUUGAAAUUCCCCGAUAGCCAACUUAUCCUCUUAUCAUGAGUCGGCUAUUCACGAAUCUGUCCUUCGAAUCGUGGCUGAAUCCGAACUGUCGGUGGAUCUGCCGGAGUAGCGUAACGCAAAUAAGAUGCAAUGCUUCGGUUUUUGGCUCCCAAACACAAGCUUGGUCUUACGUGAAACAACAAACUUUGGACGAAGCGUCUGCGAAGCCAUCGAUUCGCCUGACCCCGUUCCAAAUGCUUUGGGCCGGAAGAUUCAAAGAUGGAACCCACUUACUAAAAAGUGCCCAGUUUCUUCAAAAAGAGUUACCUAUUCGGGUUGCACGUCGUGUUGUUGACUUUCAAAAACUGCCUCACAUUGCUCUGUGCAAUCCAGUCAUUCAUGAUAUGUAUGAAUUAUAUCUUAGAGCUUUUAGUAUGCUGUACAAAUUUCCCAAGGUGGAAAAUCUUGAAGCAGAGGAAAGAUAUUGUCGUACUAUCAGACAACUCUUAGAUGAUCAUCAAAGUGUUGUCACCCACCUAGCAGAGGGAUUCCAUGAAUGCCAGAAAAAUGUUCCAUAUGAAAUAAUAGAUGCCUUUUUAAAUCGUACCCUGACAUCAAGGCUUGGAAUCCGCAUGUUAGCAGAACAUCAUCUUGCUCUAAGCAUGGACAAGCCAAACUACAUUGGAAUUAUUUGUACUCACCUAAACCUUAAACAGAUUGUUGAGAGGAGUGGUGACUUUGCCAGGCAAGUUUGUGAACAUACUUAUGGUGUAGCUCCAGGACUUAUUGUCAAUGGCCACACAAAAGCAAUCUUUCCUCACAUUCCUGCACCUCUUGAAUACAUUCUUCAGGAACUCUUGAAAAAUGCUAUGAGGGCCAGUGUGGAAUUUCACUUAGACAGACCUAAUGAAGUGCCCAAUGUCGUAGUCACACUCUGCAGCAAUGAUACUGAAUUCUUUGUCAGGAUUUCUGAUCGUGGAGGUGGCAUCCCAGAGUCCCAGCUCCAGGAUAUCUUCAAGUAUUCGUUCACCACUAUGGGUGACCGAAGCACCAUAAAGCCCUCAGACAGUGACAACAUCCUCUCAGAAAUGUGUGCAGGACACCCAAGCAGUUCACCUAGUGGGGGUCCCAUGGCAGGAUGGGGCUUCGGUCUUCCUACGUCUCGUGCUUAUGCUACGUAUCUUGGAGGAUCACUUCGCCUGCUGUCCAUGGAGGGCUUGGGUACAGAUGUGUAUUUGCGGUUAAGGCACAUUGAUGGAAAGAAGGAGAGCUUUCGCAUUUAAUGCAGGAGCACUUCAGCUCCCAGUGAGCAUGUUUUGACCUCAAGGAGUCUGCUCUUCUUGCCACCAAGGGUACUGAUUCUCUUAGACAAUUGUCCUUUUAAAAAUAUUGCAUGUUAGGGAAAUAUCUGUAUGUCAAAAGAAAUAAAUGACAGGAGUUCAGCAAAGCUAAAAAAUCAUUAUCCAACAAAAUAUCCCAUGUAGUCAGCCAAUUAAUCCAACAUAAAUCCAAGUUAUUCUCAAAUGAAGUUGAACUUUUCAGGCUCUACCCACAGAGUGCAGAUGUUUUACUUCAUUUUAUACUUUGCAUAGAUCUGUCAUUUAAGAAUUGAAGGUCACAACAAUAUCCUACUGGUUUAUCAUAGCAUGGUCUCAACUCAUACUGAAUAUAGGAAGUGAAUGUUAAGGCAUUUUCGGUUUACCAUGUGACUUAUUUGGCAAAUGAUUUUUCCGUUGUAGGCAAAUUAACUUCCAUAAAAGUAACAAGUGACAGUCUUUCAAUGAUUGCUCCAGUGUGGUAGUCAAUAAGUAGGUUCAAUGUAUCUUAUUGAGACCGCAAAUCGCACCCCAUUAUGAACAGUACUGUGAGAUUACAUAGAGAUUACAUUGCAAUGAUUAUUUAAGUAUUAAUAUCAUUAAAAUUAUUAAAAAGAAGAUCAGAUUUGUUACAUUAGUCUCAUAUUGAAAUAGCUAUUUUAAUGCCGUGAGUUUGAAAUUAAGUCAUAUUUAUGUUUUUGGCUUCUUAAUCAGAUUAAAAUUGUAAUUAUUAUUUAAUUCUAAAAGUCUGUAGUGAGACUUAACUCGCUGAUUAUUUUUACCACAGAAGGCAUUUAUUAUCUUUUAUUGUAAUAAUGAAAUAGAUUAGCGCAAAGUUUAUUAAAAUAUUAUUGUGGACUCGA
Pocillopora damicornis (cauliflower coral) is the source of this 2434-nucleotide messenger RNA. Its product is annotated as branched-chain alpha-ketoacid dehydrogenase kinase. Gene Ontology annotation, biological process: regulation of glucose metabolic process; protein phosphorylation. NCBI's taxonomy places the organism in Eukaryota, Metazoa, Cnidaria, Anthozoa, Scleractinia, Pocilloporidae. Gene Ontology annotation, cellular component: mitochondrion. The record is from RefSeq and is a predicted model, not a curated record. Gene Ontology annotation, molecular function: pyruvate dehydrogenase (acetyl-transferring) kinase activity.